Molecule: messenger RNA, 468 nt
Organism: Oikopleura dioica
Lineage: Eukaryota; Metazoa; Chordata; Appendicularia; Copelata; Oikopleuridae
Source: the annotation of a GenBank genome assembly
AUGAAAAUUUUCAGCAUUUUUACUUUCCUGCUUGUAGCAAUGGCAAAAGCUCAGAAUAGAAAAACAGAGACGGCUCUAAAAAGAGUCGAAGAUACAAGAGAUGCAGCUUUACAAUGGAUCGACGAGGAAAUUCCACAGUUCAGAAAAGCAAAGAAGCUCCGAUCAAGAAUCAACACCAUUUCUGCUCAAAUGCUGGACUCGAUCGAAAACGGCUGUAAAUUAUCCAAAAAGAAAGAAGACGACUACGAAGAAGAAACUUCGGAAAUCGAAAAGCGACGAUUCAAGCUUCCAGCGGAUCCUUGGGAGAAAACGCUCAAAUUCGCCAAAAGUGGUAGGCGUGUCAAUAAAAUAUUUCUCUCAAACUGUGUCGGAUAUCAACGAAUCGAGAAAAAAUGGAAUCGAGUGAGAAAUGGAAUGCAAAAAGCAUUUAUCAGAGUCAACAAGCUUGGUCCCGAUUUUAACCCCUAA